This is a messenger RNA of Chelmon rostratus (copperband butterflyfish), 4346 nucleotides long. RefSeq names its product SWI/SNF-related matrix-associated actin-dependent regulator of chromatin subfamily B member 1-like. Gene Ontology annotation, cellular component: nuclear chromosome; nucleus. The transcript is spliced from 9 exons. Bases 264 to 1370 code for a protein of 368 amino acids. Lineage: Eukaryota; Metazoa; Chordata; Actinopteri; Chaetodontiformes; Chaetodontidae. The record is from RefSeq and is a predicted model, not a curated record. Gene Ontology annotation, biological process: regulation of transcription by RNA polymerase II; chromatin remodeling. Gene Ontology annotation, molecular function: transcription coregulator activity.
CGGAAAAACCUUUACAAUAGGCGACAAGUCACAGAUGUGUUCUCUUAAUGUACCCUCUGAUACAGCAUGUAAUUUUGGCUCUCUGUACGUGGUUUUACAUUUAGUGAGCAGACGUGCUCCUAGUUAUUUUUAAUGCAGCAGGCUGAAGCGAACGUUAUUUUUAAGGAGUACACUGAUUUCCCAUCUCUAUUGUAGGACACGAACACGUGAAGAAGACAGGGCUGUUCAGUAGUUACCGUUAGCUGGUUUACGACUGCCUAAAGAUGCAAUUAGCUUUAAGUAAAACGUUUGGACAGAAGCCAGUUAAAUUUCAGUUAGAACAAGAUGGGGACUUUUACAUGGUUGGGUCGGAGGUUGGAAACUAUCUGCGAAUGUUCAGAGGCUCUCUGUACAAAAGAUAUCCAUCUUUAUGGAGGAGGCUGGCCUCUGUAGAGGAGAGGAAGAAAAUUGUAGCAUCAUCACAUGCCACUAGUGUUACUCUGCUGAAGGCUUCAGAAUGUGAAGAGAUCUUCGAGGGUAAUGAUGAGAAAUACAAGGCGGUGUCCAUCAGCACAGAGCCCCCAGCUUACCUCAGGGAGCAGAAAGCAAAGAGGAGCAGCCAAUGGGUCCCCACACUGCCCAACAGCUCUCACCAUCUAGAUGCUGUGCCCUGCUCCACCACCAUCAACCGCAACCGAAUGGGCCGUGACAAGAAAAGGACUUUCCCCCUGUGCUUUGACGACCAUGACCCAGCGGUGAUCCAUGAGAACGCAGCCCAGGUAGAGGCGCUGGUCCCUAUUCGACUAGACAUGGAGAUAGACGGACAGAAACUGCGAGAUGCCUUCACUUGGAAUAUGAAUGAGAAACUGAUGACCCCAGAGAUGUUUGCAGAGAUUUUAUGUGAUGACCUGGAUCUGAAUCCUCUGGCCUUUGUCCCUGCCAUUGCGUCAGCCAUUCGUCAGCAGAUAGAGUCCUACCCCACUGACAGCAUACUGGAAGAGCAGGCAGACCAGAGAGUUAUUAUCAAGCUGAAUAUCCACGUGGGAAAUAUCUCUCUGGUGGACCAGUUUGAGUGGGACAUGUCAGAGAGGGAGAACUCUCCGGAGUCGUUUGCUCUGAAGCUGUGUUCUGAGCUGGGUCUAGGAGGAGAGUUUGUCACCACUAUCGCCUACAGCAUUCGCGGUCAGCUCAGCUGGCACCAGAGGACCUACGCCUUCAGUGAGAACCCACUCCCCACAGUAGAGAUUGCCAUCCGCAACACAGGCGAUGCAGACCAGUGGUGCCCCCUGCUGGAGACCCUCACAGAUGCGGAAAUGGAGAAAAAGAUCCGAGACCAAGACAGGAACACAAGACGUAUGAGACGACUGGCCAACACCGCUCCGUCCUGGUAGAAAGAGACAUGAAGCUGCAUCAGAUGAUGUGUCCUCUGGAGACUCCUGUGACUCUGAAACCAUCAAGUAAAUACACAGUAAAUACAGAGUUACACACACACACUCACACACAAAAGCAUUGAUGAAGCAUCUGGACAUUCCUGUGAGCAUGAAUGCUGUCACAGACAUGUGGCCAGUCUCCAUUGGCAGCUCACUGACUGAACACACACACACACACACACACAUCCAGGCAUUCCUCUGCACACAGGUCAUUGUGUCUCUCACUCUGCAUUUAGCAGUUCAGAUCUAACCCAGCAUCACUCUUAGUCAGUGUUUGUCAUGGAAGGAGGUUUAUUUGAUGUCUGCUGCACAAGCUGCUGUUACACACACCACGCUGUGUAUUCACAUCACGCAUGUCGAGUCAAAACACGUAGCAUUACAGCACAAUGACUGAUUAGAAUGUAUCUUUAUGAAUGGUUAGAGAAAUGACCUCGUUAGUUUGUGCCGUUACUCUGGUCUGGACAGCAUUUGUGUAAGAUCAUCAGAGCAGCUGUUACACCUGUCAUUUUCAGUUCUCCAGACCUUUAUCACACCUGUAGCAGAGGUCUGCCAUCUCCUCUGUCUACCAUCGAUCUAUCAAUCCAGUCACUGAGCAGGCAAGUCAAGGCCUGGACCACAUGUUUACAGAUAUUUUUUGAAAUGGAUAUUUUCCCCCCUCUGUGUAAAAGAUAAAAAUGCUGCCCACACAGCCUUUAUUUUACAAAAUAUCUAUGAUAUAGCCACAUGGGAACGCAAAAGCGAUUCAAUUCGCAUUAACGAGCAAGCCAGGCCAGCAGGUGGUGAUAAAGUCUACAUCAUCGAUGCCUCGAAUACCAGAGAAGAACAUUCUGAGCACAUGAAGUGAGCUCAUCUUCCUUUGGUGGUUGUAAGAAAGCACAAACAAUAGUAGCUAGUUAUUUAUUUAUUUCUAGUUAUUUAACACAGGCCUCCCAUGCGUCUUGGAUAACUGGUUUCAAAUGUGUGCUCAGCAUUGUUGAGACAGUUGGAUAAUAAUGAAUGGGAUUUUUUUUAAAAUGGCUUUUAUUUGCAUGACCAUAGAUUCAGGAUUUUUAAAUAAGGGAGAAGAAGUACAUCAAAACACAGUUAGUGUUCUGUAUGGCAUGGCCCCCUGUCUGUCAUACCAGCAAGAUCAUCACUGAAAAUGUCCUGGAAAAUGACCUCUGGAAAAGAGUGGGAACCAUGUAACACCUUUCUGACCUACAGCCUGGCAGUGCUAACCAAAUGUAAACUAAUCAGUAGUCCACCAUUGUUGUUGUGUCAGAUGCAUGCUCAGUACACAAUGGACAUGUUUGAAUUAAGUGAUGACAUCAUCAUUUCGCUCCAUUUUACACACAUGGAGCCACAAAAACUGGCAUUUUGGAAGUUAAGAAGUUGUUUCACAAAGCCUCUGUGAAUUUAGUGACCUAAACAUUGCAUGUGUUUGAACAAAAGGUCCGAGCGCAGAGACAAAUGUUUGAUUUGCUUAAUGUCCGUAAACAUGUGGUCAAGGCCUGAGAUUCUGUCCUGUUCAACACAUGCAGGCGUUUUUUCACCGCAGACAUUGUGAACACACGGUGCAACUAAUGGCAUUAACAACAACCCAAGAUAGACUGAGGGUAGUAAUGGUAUUGACUAGAUAUGGUAAUAUGUCUGUUGGAGGAAGAAGGCCUUUUGGUUUUGCUGCUCCACAAGGUCAGCAGUGGGGGUUACUGAGGCAGGGUGUCCUGGAGAGCUGAAAUGAUAAGUCGAUUCGUCGAUUGGGCCAUCAACACAAAAAUGAUGAGUGAUGAUUUGUUCCGGCUUCUCAAAUGAGAGGAUGUACUGGUGGGAUUGUUGUAAACUAAAUAUCUUUAGGUGUCGGACUGACAAAGCAAGACUUUUUUCACUAUUCUUUAAUAUUUCAUAGACUGAACAAUUUAAACUGUCCUUGGACAUCAGACCUCUGUUGGUGGAUGAUCCUCCAAAAUAGUACAUAAUGCCUCUGUGUGUAGGGUCUGAACAUUUCUGACUUUGGUGGCUGAUAGUGGAAGGACCAAAAAACUGAAGAAAAGGCCCCAGUUUUCACUGGAAAGAUGUCUUCAAAUAAAAUAAAACUGUUGUGCUGUCAGAGUGAUUUGAAAGAUGCUGUCAUCAUAUAAAAAUCCUUUAAUCAAUGUUGCUGAGGAACAUUACGGUGUUACGGCUGCUUCUUUGUACUGUGGGUGAUGUUAGUGUUUUAACCUGACUGAAAUGACCAGCGUACAUGUGUUAACUGUUACUGCUGUCCAGGCAGGUCUCCAGACAGUGGCGGUGGCUCGGAUCUGUCCAGCCAAUCAGAGAGCUUGAGUUUGGUUUGAUUUUAGCAUGUGGACUGCAUUCUGAUCUUGGUUGCCAGUUCUGAUAGUUAUGUGCACCAGUGCUCAUCUGCAUGCUGAAACAUAGGUAGUUCAAACUGUACCCUGUGCAUGAGGGACUAACAUGCUCCCACUGUUACCUCUGUUUGCACUGAGCCUCCCUGCAUCAGUGUCUGCAGACUGGAGCUUCUGUUUAUCUGGGAGUUGUUGGGUAGUCAAGAGGAAAAAAACAAGCAGACAAGAACCAGUGGUGUCGACUAAAGCAUGGGCGCAGAUCUCAUGAUAACUUGUGGGGUUGGCCACCGGUAUGAUCAAUGUGAAAUUGGCUAACAAGCUACCACGCAAGCUAGCUAAACCAGCUAGCUACCUCUAAAUAUGGAUCUGGCUGGGGAUAAGUUCAAGGAACAAUGUGUAAUAAAUAAUAAUUUAUUGGGGGGUCCGCUUCAUGUGGGGGUCCGCUUCAUGUUUUUCAGACGUUGGAGGGGAGUCGUCCCCUCUGACCCCUCAUGGAUCUGCGCCCAGGUUUUAAAGUGAUUUUCAACUUGACCAUACUCCAGAGAAUGAUGUCAACUUAUGUACUGUUGCUUCGUGUUCUCUUCUUUUGUAAAGUUGCUUUACCUUUAUA